This is a messenger RNA of Truncatella angustata, 1038 nucleotides long. RefSeq lists its product as uncharacterized. The record is from RefSeq and is a predicted model, not a curated record. Gene Ontology annotation, molecular function: cellulose binding. Gene Ontology annotation, biological process: carbohydrate metabolic process. The coding region runs from base 1 to 1038 and encodes 345 amino acids. Gene Ontology annotation, cellular component: extracellular region. NCBI's taxonomy places the organism in Eukaryota, Fungi, Ascomycota, Sordariomycetes, Amphisphaeriales, Sporocadaceae. The transcript has 2 exons.
AUGAAGUUUUCGCCUCUCGUUCCUGGUGUUGUGUCCCUAGCCGGUGUGGUCUCUGCCGGUACCGUACUCUGGGAUGGCCGUUUCAACGACCUGACAUCGUCUUCGGACCUCGACAACUGGUCAUGGUCCAACCAAGUUGGUCCUUACCAGUACUACAUCCACGGCACUGGCGAUGUUGACGAGUACGUCAACCUGUCCAGUGAUUACAAGAACCCUGCCGAUUCGGCUUCCACCCAGGGCGCCAAAAUCUCCUUGACCGACACUGCCUAUUGGAACGGUCAGACUAUGCGUCGAACUGAGCUCAUUCCUCAGACCACCGCCGCCAUCAACGCGGGCACCGUCUACUACCAUUUCAGCAUCAAGCGCUCUGACACCAAUGCGCCCUCUGUGAACCGGGAGCACCAGAUCAUGUUCUUCGAGUCCCACUUCACCGAGAUGAAGGCCGGCUGGAUCUCGGGUGCUUCAGGAACCUCGGAUGCCAGCUUGAGAUGGUUCGCCAACAGUCAGAGCCAGUGGAACACAACCUGGGAGGCUGAUGUGUGGCACAAUGUUGCCUAUGAGAUUGACUUCACCGGUGGUACUGUCGCCUUCUGGCACUCCACCGGUAGCGAUGCUUUGACUCAGGUCGUCGCCCCUGUCUCUGUUAGCGCCUCUAGCAACGGUGCUGACUUCCACGUCGGUGUUUUGGAGUUGCCUCGUGACAGCUACGCUGAUGCCAACGAGGACUUCUACGUCUCUGGCGUUUACAUCGAGAGCGGCGACCUCACGACCAAGAUUGGCGGCGGCGCCUCUUCCGGCUCUUCUUCUUCAGUUGGCACCUCUGCCGCCACUUCUGCCGCCACAUCAGCUGCUACUUCCGCUGCUACGUCUGCUGCUACCUCCGUUGCCACCUCCGUCGCCACCAGCAAGGCUUCCACCUCUUCCGUGGCUACGCUCUAUGGCCAGUGCGGAGGCAGUGGGUGGACAGGUGCCACAGCGUGUGCAAGUGGAAGCUCAUGUUCAGUUCUGAACCCCUACUACUACCAAUGUCUGUCUUGA